AUGGCCCUCGUUCUCUUUCCAUGUUCUGCCCUCACCGCUCUGUACUCUUCAGAACAACGAAAACGCCUCUGCGAGAAGAAGAUUCAACGUGGACCCAAGGAAAGCAGCCGAGCCACUAUCACUUACCGACCUAUGUCCGAUCUCUUGCCCGAUUGGCUGCAGCCGGCGGCGCUGCGACGAUUUUCCAACCAAGACAAGGGUGAAUGUAGCUCACACUAUUCACUGGCAUCGCGGAGCCGGUCGCCGUCGGACGGUCUAUCUGUAGCAGAGGCGGGCGAGUAUGAGCCAAACGCAUCGAAUGCAAUGAUUUCGCCACGGCCUCCGCCGCCGGUGCUAUGCACAUCAACGCACGCGCGAGGCGAUCCAAACACCUUACCGCCCCAUUUCGUCACGCUGCCAGCCAGUUCUUUUACCCUGGGCUUUGUUACUGGCCUCUACACUUCAGCUAACCGAGCGAGCCUAGUGUUCAUGGCCGAGAACGCGCAUCGAAGGCCCGAGACCGUCCAAGGAUGGUACUUCUACAAUAAGACAAAGGUGGAUCUGUUCAAAUAUAAGAAGUGCUACUCGUAUCCCAGCCCCUCAUUCUCACAUUUUCACCGUGAUCCUGCGCUUUUUCCCCCGCAGAACUACAAGGUACUCCUCGCCGGUGCCAAAGGAGGCCUCGCAACGGGCCUGAGGCUCUCGGCCUGGGUCACUGCUUUUAUGGCUCUAGACGAAGCUUUCGGAGCUGGGCGGCUAUCCUUGGCCAAUUAUGUCCAACAACUACGAGUUGAGCGACAGUACAGGCGUCGGAGACUGCAACUCGAGCGAAGUCGAACAGGCGGUACUGCGGAGCUCGCCUCGCAGCCUCCCACGCUCAGCCUGGAAGAAACUGCUAUGGAAGCACUACAGGCGAGCUUGGAAAGUAUGCGCGGGAUUGCGAGCGGAGGAACCACCAGCCCGGACACACUACCACCUGGGAUAGGCUACCCCCUUGCGACAUACAACACAGACGAAGAUUUGAAGCACCUGGAGCAGUUACAGUCUCAAGGGGUGCAGAGUGUGACAUACGUUACCUCAGCAGACGUGAAGAAGCUCGAGCUGCCGCAGUUUCAAGACCAUCUUGAAUCUACGGAACGUGGCCAAAUGCCACAAAAUGUGCCCUGGUGGAGCGAAGCCGCGUGGUAUCAACGACAGGCUGUCGGCGGGAAAUGGAUCGAUGGCCGAAUACCACCGCCUACAUCAAUCAGAGCCAUUAGUCUUGGAGCUGUCGCCGGAGCCACGAUGGGGGCUUUGCGGGAAGCACAGAUGCGGCUGCGCGAGUCGAAGCUCUACGAUCAUGCAACAUAG
Molecule: messenger RNA, 1329 nt
Organism: Tilletiaria anomala UBC 951
Lineage: Eukaryota; Fungi; Basidiomycota; Exobasidiomycetes; Georgefischeriales; Tilletiariaceae
Exons: 3
Coding region: 1-1329 (442 amino acids)
Source: RefSeq, a predicted model, not a curated record